GGCAGCCCCCUGCAAAAUCAGACACUUUCAUGUUUCUUCUGUGAUGAUCGCUGCUGUAUUGCUUUAUUCUUUAGUAUUUUUAAAUACCCACAACAGAGUGCAUUAACCGAUGGCGUUAAGACAGAUAGAUGACAUAUUUUGAUGAUUAGAAUUUACAUGAGCUAAUCCAAUCAUGAAGACUGACACUUGCUACUGUGGUGAAAAUGUAUCCAAGUUACAAGAACAUGUACUACAGUGCACAAUAUGCAAGAAGAAAUUUCAUUUUGAGUGUCUAAAAACAGGGAGACCAACCCCUCUUGAAGGAGAUACUUUCUUUGCCCUAACUUGUCAGGAAUGCAGUGACACUGGGGAGGAGAGAUGUACCAGACAGAAACUACAGUGGACCCAGGUUGUUGUGCUGGCACUGUACAAUCUACAGUUACAAGGAGCUGGAAAGUGUGGCUAUUUCCGCUGGAAGGAACAUAUUUGUGCUUUUAUUGAUAAGCACUGGAUUCAUUUAUUUGAUGCCUCAAAAAAGAAGACGUCAACCUGGCAUGGUACAGUUGCUGGUGCCCUGUCUGCAGGCUGCCCUAAAUACUUUGUCUCUGGUCAACUGGAGCUAAAGGAAUCAGGAUGGUGGAAGUUAACAGAGAUGAAACCACUUUCACUUGAUCAAGAGUCGGGCCAGAGACAUGGCAAGAAACAAAAGUUGGACUCUAAGGAAUCUCUGGCAGUAAAAAUGGAAGGUCUGAGAACCAGAGCUAGGAAGACGUCCAUACAAGCUGCAAUUGAACUGAAAGCAAGACGCUCGGUAACACAGGAAGCCAAAGACAUCAGAAAAACUCGUUCCAGCACUGAUUCAGGUACUGAUUUCACAAUGGAUGUUGAUAAACCCAUCAGCAACAUGACUGUUCCACAACCACCAGUGCUGAGAACAGGCAGAACCACCAGGUCCUCAUCAGCUGUCCCCAGUGCACAGGGAGCAGCUUCAGAAGAGAUGGAUGUGAUGGCAGACAGUCAGCAGGAUGCUCUUGAUGCCAUGGGGAAAGGUUCAUGGUUCACUGAAAAAGAUUUGAAACCUCCAGAGACAGUCCCCCAGUUGUUGUUGAUGGAGGAUGAGGCUCUAGAAGAUGACAGUGACUUUGAAAUAGAUCCUGGCAGUAUCUCUCCUCCCAGAGAUGAGGACACCCUCAUGAUGGACAAUACUCCAGAUGUUGUUGACAUUCUGUCUGCAUUACAACAUACAGAUGCAGUUGAACUGAAUAGCACAGCUAUGGCAACAGUGACCAAAACUGUUAACACUGAAUCUGAAACAAACUUCCAAGGCAGAGAAGAAGAAGAAGAAGAAGGACAAGAAGAAGUGCAGCUUGCAGAAAAUAAAGAAAACGAGGAAGAUGAAAGUGAUGUUGAGUCAUCAGAGAAUGAACAUGAUGCUGCAUCUGAGUCCUCAGACAAUUCUAGUGUGAAUGAAAACCAAAACAAACCUCUAAAGAAAGAAAAUGAGAUCACUGAAGUUCCUCCAGAGUCGAAGCCUCCAGACCCAGUAUAUGAACCUAUGAGUGUAUAUGAAGAAAAACGGCUAUUGAAGAAAUUAAAUUCAAUUGGCUCUGGUGUAGAACUAGACAGUGAAACAAAAAGAUUUAGGGCUAAAUUACGGGUCAGACAGCUUAAGAGAGAACGUGGUUUACCUAUCUUUGACUUGGAUGCAACCAUGGCCAUGCUGACAGGGCAAAGACGUGACUUAGAGUUAAAUUACCAGAUGAAUCCAUCUCAUCUGCCUACUUCAAGGUUUGGAUAUGCAGACUACAGAGUGCUAGAUAGAUUUCAGAUGCCAUCUCAUUCUUUGCCAUCGCAAGUACCUCAUUUCUCAUCAUUUCUGAACCGCCUCGUGGGAACAGAGGAUGAUCAGCUGCAAAGUAUAUGUAGUCCUUAUACUGCAAGAUUUUUGAAACCAUUUAUCAGACGAGAUUAUGAAUCGGUAUCGUUAAAGAUGAAACUUUUUCAAGAAAUUAUUUCAUUUCCACACAGGGAUGACCCAAGCUGGGAGCCACCAGUCUUGCCUCCUAUAGAUUACUGCUAUGUGAGACCACAGCAUAUACCCUCAGUAAAUGCUCUAUGUAGAGAAUUCUUCUGGCCAGGGAUUGAUUUGUCCGAGUGCCUACAGUAUCCAGACUUCAGUUGUGUAGUCCUCUACAGGAAAAUUGUGAUAGGCUUUGCCUUCAUGGUGCCAGAUGUAAAAUACAACGAGGCCUAUAUCUCCUUCAUCUUCACCCAUCCAGAGUGGCGGAGGUGUGGGAUUGCCACCUUCAUGCUUUAUCAUCUUAUUCAGACCUGUAUGGGCAAAGAUGUUACUCUUCACGUUUCUGCAACCAAUGCGGCUAUGCUGCUCUAUCAAAAAUUCGGUUUCAAACCAGAAGAAUUCAUUCUGGACUUCUAUGACAAGUAUUAUCCAGAAGAUUCAAAAGACUGUAAACAUGCUUUCUUUCUUCGACUUCGAAGAUGAUUUAAUUUGGGCAACCGUAGACUUAAGAAAAUGAGAUGAUUUUGUUUCUGUACACAGAUGGGAGAAAUACUACAUGCCAUUGUAACCAAAAUAUGAAAAUUGCUCCUGGCAUCACAAAAUUUUUUUGGACUGGAUAGAAAUAGGGUGUUACAAAUUUUCAGGGAUGUGAACUUUUGUGAACUUUGUUUUUAAAAAGUCAACUAACUGGAGGCAAUUUGUAAUAUUUUCAAAUCCCU
Molecule: messenger RNA, 2718 nt
Organism: Lingula anatina
Lineage: Eukaryota; Metazoa; Brachiopoda; Lingulata; Lingulida; Lingulidae
Product: cysteine-rich protein 2-binding protein
Molecular function (GO): histone acetyltransferase activity
Source: RefSeq, a predicted model, not a curated record